This is a messenger RNA of Drosophila biarmipes, 656 nucleotides long. RefSeq lists its product as uncharacterized. Lineage: Eukaryota; Metazoa; Arthropoda; Insecta; Diptera; Drosophilidae. The record is from RefSeq and is a predicted model, not a curated record. The transcript is spliced from 3 exons. Bases 17 to 619 code for a protein of 200 amino acids.
AGUAUUACUACUAGCAAUGCUGACCCUCGCUAGCCACACAAUUGGUGAAUUGUAUGAGCUAUUGGUUCUGGAUGAGGAAAUAUUUAUCAGUUGUCAAGAUCCUGAUCCCGGAACACUUGACGUCAACGGAAUGAUUAACUUCUCAAAUUUGUCAACCUCCAUGGAUGCUGACGGUAUAACCGUAAGCGGAAACGCAACUUCGAUAUGGGACAUUCAGCAGUCGGAUCGCAUUCAGGUUACCAUGAACAUUCUGCGCCUGGACAGAGGCACCUGGAUGCCUACAGUAUUGUCAAUCACUGUUAAGGAUUUCUGCACGGUUAUGUACGACAAAAAUCAGUACUGGUUCAAGUACUGGACGCAGUAUAUUUUAAAUGACGUCAAGGAUAAAUGCCUGAAUGCCGGGACUCAAUUUGUGCACCAGACCUUUGUGCUGAGACUGACCGCCAGCGCCACGGGCUCUUUUCCCGAAGGACGCUACAAAGCCCACGUGGUGUUCAGAGCUUUCGAUUCCUCUGAUAAGGAAAGACCAACUUGCAUUUGCUUCGAAGUACAGGGCGACGCUGUGAAAAUUCGGACGACAAAAUCAGGAGGAGCAAAGAAAUCUUUGCCCUUAGCUUAGCGGGCUUUCACCGUGUGAAUACUUUUCAAUAAAUCAA